GUCUCUCUCCUCCUUUCCCCCAAAUCGAUCGACGGACGGACGGAAGAAGAAGAAACUCCUUCCAUGGCGAUUUGGUUCUAGCCUUCCUUCCCGAUUAUUCCCCUUCCUUCCUUCUCGCCCGCCCGGCCGGCUGCUCGCAGUCCCAACCGCCGGCGGCUUCCGCGCAUCCAAUUCCAAUCUGCACGCCACCGCCCAGCUGCCGCCGUGCCCAAGGAGGAGGAGGACCCAAGGAGCAAGAACCACCGGGGCUCCUGGUCCGGGGAGCAACCAAGAUAACCAACCGACCCCUCACCUGCAGUUUCUGCAUCAUCUGCACUUUGUUUACCUCAUUCACGACCAUCGGGAGGGCAAAGCAGAUGACAGAUUGAUACUAGAUACUACUCCUAUAUUCAUAGUCAUAGGAAGGAGAUAGAUCGAUAGAUGGCGGAAAUGGUCGGGCCGCGCGUGUACAGCUGCUGCCACUGCCGCAACCACGUCUGCCUCCACGACGACAUCAUCUCCAAGGCCUUCCAGGGGAGGAAUGGCCGCGCGUUCCUCUUCUCCCACGCCAUGAACGUCACCACGGGGGCCAAGGAGGACCGGCAGCUCAUGACGGGGCUCCACACCGUCGCCGACAUCCACUGCCGUGACUGCCGCGAGGUGCUCGGGUGGAAGUACGAGCGCGCCUACGAGGAGUCCCAGAAGUACAAGGAAGGCAAGUUCAUAUUCGAAAAGGCCAAGAUCGUGCAGGAGAAUUGCUAGGCAAAUAAAUGAAACAAAAAGAUAAGAUUCAACACAAACACAUGUGUGCUCCCAGGAGAAUGCUAUGCUCUCUCUUCUUUGUACAUAGCAGCAGUCAGUUUUCUUCUUGUUUCUAAAACUACUACUACCAGUCUGUUGGUGUUAUUUCCAUGCCAUUUGUGAUUUCUUCUUUCAAAUGGUUUGUGAUUUCUUGUGUGGGGAGACAAGCUUGUUAUCUUCAUUUGUGUGGGAACCAUUUUCUCAUUGGUCAUAAAUAAAAUGGAUGGUUUAACAAUG
Triticum dicoccoides is the source of this 1017-nucleotide messenger RNA. RefSeq names its product protein yippee-like At4g27745. Lineage: Eukaryota; Viridiplantae; Streptophyta; Magnoliopsida; Poales; Poaceae. The record is from RefSeq and is a predicted model, not a curated record. The coding region runs from base 421 to 741 and encodes 106 amino acids. The transcript has 4 exons.